AUGACUAUUAAGAAGAGACGGAAUAGGUUUCGACUCUGUGGUAGUGGAUCUGAUGGUACAAUAUCAACAGGGGAUUCCUCUUCCAGCUCUUCAACUUCAAGCAGCACAAGUUCAGGACAUGUUAGGAUAAGGUUGGGGUUUUCCACUAGACUUCGAAUCUUCUUCCGCAGAAUUCUGUCUCGUUUUCGCAAAGGGAAAAAAAGAAUUCAUCCCAACAGACAAUCUAGUAUGUCUGUUACAGAAAAUCGCUCUCUGUCUAUCAUCAUGGAAUUACCUGAACAUACUGAACCCUCAGGAACACAGAUCGCUCCUUCUCCACGACCUUUUUCUGCAGGUGUACAGAAAAUAAUCCAUCGUUUAAAUGUAAAACAAUCCUUGAGUUGUUCUUCAAGAGACAGCAGUCAGUCACCAGAGCCUGAAAAUGAGAAUAUGUCACCAACGGCUGCAAAGUCGUCAUCACAAUACUCCUCAAUCAGCAAUAUGUUUGAUAUUGCUAGCCUGUCUUCUGAACUCCUGGAGGAAACUAUUGUUGACCAUCAGAUUAACCAUCAAUAUGAAGAAAAAGUGGAAUCAGCAAAUAUGGACGUCAGCAGAGGAUACUGUAGGAAUGAGAAUGCAAAAGAAAGAGAGCAAUCAAGUUUGAUGUCCUCGACAGCAAAUAGCGUGUCACCUAUGGAUAGUUUUUUGGAGAAAACAGGUGAUACUGAAACUAUGAAGAUGGAGAACAAAACAGAAAUUAAAUCUGUUCAGUUCCAAACCAAUGUUCGAGUGUACCCAAGUCCUGGCGGUAGAGUGGAUACUUCAAGUCAAGAGAUGGUGCAGUCACUUUCAGACCAUCCAUUAGAGGGACUCCAGGUGGGUGAUGAUUGCAAAUCCAGGAGACCUGCCACACCAGGCAAUAUUUUCAUUGAAGGGGAGACACCUGUUUCUCUAUCCCACAUACCAAUACCUGGGAAGGAUGGAAAGAAAACAAUCUCUCCCCAUCAGGCAUCCACAAUGGUGACAUCGGAGGAUCCUAAUGAUAUGCCAAGCAAUGCCAUGAAUCCAGACAAUGACAAAUGGAAAACAGGUGUACCUUUGCCUGAGUGUUCAGCAAAUAACCAACAUACCAAUAUACUGGUUGAAUGGGAGCAUUGCACCAAACAAGAGGACAACAGCUCUGCUUUAGACAAUGAUACUCUUUCUGAUAACGUAUGUGCCAAGCAAUCUUUCAAUGUUGUUGAUAGCGACAGGCAGGAAUUAGAGAAAGCUAGGCGACGAGCUGACAGGAAGAAGAGAAAAGAAAUGAGGAUGGCAGCUGAAGGUUAUAACAAAGAACCAGAAAACCUGCCUCAAGGAGAGGGACAUAAAAAAAGGUCAAAAAAGAAGGAAAGACCUCAGAAAGAUUCAGCAGUAAGUAAUAUAAACCAAACCCUUCCACAGGAUUACGGGAAACAAGAGGAAUUCCUAUACAGGCCAGAUGGACCACAAGAAUAUAGACAACAGGCGAUCAUCAGACUGCAAGCAGAAAGAGACUUGACAAACCCACCCACACACGAAGGUAGUGAAAGUGUUGUCAUCUACGAAGAUAAACUUCAAAGCUGGGAAAAAAUGAAAAGAAAUGGGGACAUUCACUCAUUAGAUUGUCAGGAGGGGACUAACAGUUCCACAAAAACGCAGACAAAAAAGAAGAAAAAGAGAAAUCCAGCAGCAGCUAGGGAUGAUGUGACAGAGAAAACAAAUAUGAAACAGAAGAUCUUAAUUGAGGAUGAGGUGAAGAAUGAAGAUUGUGUGAAGUCAGGUGAAGUGAUUGGGAAGUACUCUGUUCCCAUAAAUCAAUCUGUACAUCACAGAGACACAUCAAACAGAAGCCAUGAGAGCAAAAGUACAAAUGACAAUGUUUUAGAUUGCAGCAAUGAUAAUGAGAAUCCCGAUUACUAUGAGAGUCAUUUGAAACUUGGAGAAACAGCAUCAACUUACUUAGAUGAAGUUAGUAACGAGCAGCUCUCUCAAGAGGAGCAGAGAAAGAAAAAGGCUGACAGAAAGAAAAGGAAAGAGACCAAAGCAGCUGCAAAGAAAUUAUCAAAUGAUGAAGUGCUAUUUGUAACACCUGAGGAUGAGGCCGUUAAAGAUUAUCCCAAUGUCCAGGAUAGGUCCUCACACAGGAGCAGAAAACUGAGGAACGAUUUACCUAAUGAGGACAAAAUGAGUGAGACCCAGUUGGAUAUUGAAAAAAUCUUAGCCCUGUCAUCUUAUUCAGAAAAGAUGCAACAAACUCAGCAGGUCAAAAUGAUGCCAGGCAAAGAAAAAUCAGUGAAGGCCACAAGUCUCAACUCAGGGUAUAGGCAAGGGAGUGAAAUGACAGAAACUGGGACAGCGAUGGAUAAAGUUGUGAAGUCUGAAGAUUCAGAAGCUUUCAAAAUUGAAGAGGGCUACCAAAAGGAUAGCAGUAAUUCUAAACCAAAAAAGAAAAUGAUGAAUGUUAGCUGUGUAGAAAGAAUCCAGCAACAGAAUUUCAAACAAAAGAGAGAUGACAAAAACUUUGAAGUGGACAAACUCAAUAGUGCAGUUUCUCCUGUUGCUGAAACUCCUUAUGAUGGAGAUGCUUUGACUGCAGAGUCUGAUAUUUUGAAACAUCAAAGAGUAAUUAAUGAGGAUGAUUUAGAUUUAAACCCUAUCCGUUUGGCAUCUGGUUCUGAAACUGAUUCUGCUAUUCCCAGUGAAUCUAGUAAGAAAUAUGUUGAUGCAGGAGUGGGACCGACACCUUCAGAAAAUGUUUCACAGAAAUCAGUUUUCGAGUCAAAAACAAUGCCUGUAAACGUUACUGGUGGAGAACAGCACAGAAAAACAUCAAACAAAAACACAGAACAACAGUAUAUCUCAUCUGAAAAAUACUCUAAAAAUCAGAAUGGGUCCAAACAGUCUGGGGGCCACUUAAUUGGUCAGCAGUAUUCUGUUGACCAGCAUUUGUCCUUGUGUCAAGAGGAAGAUAGUGAUGGCCCCGAAGUGAAAUGCAGAGAAGUGCUUGAUGUCGGUGAUGCUGAUAUGUUGUGUCAGGUUCCAAUGAACACACCUACAAAUUUAUCUAGGAUGCUUAACAAGGUACAAACUCUAGAGAGUAGGUUAAUGAUGGCUGAUCAAGAUGAUUCAAUGUCAUGGCAAGGAGUGAGAGGAAAUGAUGAUUACCAUGAAGACAAUCUAGUCAUCAACAAACCAUCAAAGUAUCCAAGGAACAGAGACAGCCGCCAACCAGAGAAUGACAAGGAUAGGCAGUGGACAACCAGUCCCAGUGUUAGAGACGACUUAUAUCCAUCAGCAAUCGACCAGGAUAGGCCUAGACCAGUGGGCUGUGAUGUGGAUAUCAGUCAGGGCAAAGAGUUGGAAACAACUAUUAAAAGGAAGCAUCAGUCUGGCACCAAUCGACCUGAAUCAAGAUCACUGUGGAGUACAUCAAACAUGAGUAUCCCUCACUCCAUCCAGGAAGAAGAUGAGACAGCAGAGUCUGAUGAAUUAGAUGGUCAGGCAGAGCAAGAUUAUGGUGACUCUGCUCUAACUGAAGAUAACAAAGACAGGAAUUUCUAUGUCGAUACAGGACAAGAAAACAGUAUCAAAUAUCCUGUUCCUGGUCCCAGGGAGGAACUGGCUCCUAAUGUAUUUAAGGUGGAUAAAAUGAACCUGCCCCCGGUGUGUAAUGUACAGAAGGAGAAUUUGACUACAUCAUCAAGUGCAAGGAUACCUUAUCACAGCAAUCUUACCUCAGGUGUUGAUAAAGAACUGGACAGUGGAACAGAGAAUAUCAUGCCAUUAGGUAAACAGAGAAAAGUUGAUGCCAUACAAAACAGAACAUCUCCUGAACUGGAUGGCCUCCUCAAUGAUAUAAAAGCUGAAGUGGAAAUGAGGUUGAUCCCAGAUCAGACCUGGGAAGAGGUAACUUGGCCUAAAGGUCACUUCAGGCCCAAGGUGAAAGCUACUGUUGACCAGGCAAAGAGUGUACAGGGCCAGGAUGCAUCUCCUCCAUCAGUUGGUAAUGAGCAAAGUACAACCAAUUCAACAGCCAAAAUGAUGCUGGCAAAUUUGAGCAGAAAACAGAGAGCACAUUAUGAAAAACUCCAAGUCACCUUCCGUGCCCCAGAAAAGAAUCUUCCAGGUGCUCAGUUUUGGAAAGAAUUAAAUGCAGACAAGUUGGUGCCUGAAGCGGUUUCAGAAGAUUUGUUCAUCAAAACACCCUUUGGUAAUAUUUUCCCAAAUGCAUCUGAGGACCAACUAAUGUCUCCUAUCAAAGCUUAUUGUGAUGAACGUUCUCAUAGGAGUGAUGUCACAUUUGACGAGACAGGAUAUGAAAGCAUGGAGCAAUCCGAGAUGCUUGAAAACAACAGUCCAGAGUCAUUGUCAGACCUGAGGGACAAGUUGAGGCAAAUUUGCAGGGCAGAAGUUGAUUCAGACCAAACUCAACAUCAUCAUUCUCCUCCUACUGAAAGUGACAUGAAUGAAGUAUCCACAGAUCCAAGAUUCUGGCAAUCAACUGACACACCAAACCAAUAUGAAGACACACAAACUUUCAAAGAACCCUCCUACGCACCGAGCCUAACUGAUCGCUAUCACAUCAAAAAGGAAGAAAAUCUUGACUUCUUUAGAUGUGUGUCACGAGCUACUCAGAACAACAGCCAAGUGCUAAGGACAGAAGAGGAAAAUAUAGCAAGAUCCUUUGCUAGAACCCAGUCUGAAGAACAUACACUUGAUGCUGAAACAGCUGAUGGCAACUUACUCUUCUUCAAAACGGUAGCGAAAUGUCCAGAGUUUUAUGAAGAGGCCGAGACAACAGACUUAAAUGUUGUCAAAUCAAAAUAUGGCAGAAGUCCAGGGUACAUUCCUGAUGACCCAAGUAAUUAUGUUAGCAGAGAGGUAGCCCACCAAAAUUUGGAAUUCUUCCGAUCUGUAGCAAGGGACACCAGCUUCUUUCAUUUGCCCCAGAAGAAUGACAAGGACAGUGAGGAAGAUACAGAUGAGGAGGAAACAUCACCAAGAGAUAAGCUUGUGUCUAGUCCAAAUCCUCCCAUUCAGCACAAUGACACAUCUGGUCCUUCCAAAGACAGGCCCCAUCACCAUGCCAAAAUGAGGACUCAACAGUCAUCAUCUGAAACCUCUCAUCGUAUUCGAUUUCAGUCAGUAGCACAAGGCAAUCUGGGUCAUUUUCAGCAGUCAAGUCCUCCAAAACCUCAAUCCAAGUGGUUUAACAGAAAUGAUGCACUCAGUCUGGUACAGCCAGUUGUGUCUCCCAGCAAAGCUAAAGAAAAUAUGGACUUCUUUUUACAAGUCUCAAAGGAUCCUCAUUUCUACAAGAUUGCUGAAAAACCCGAAGCCCCAAUAAUGGUAGCACCAGAUGUAAAACCCAAACAUUACAAAACCUACAAUGGAAUCAAUGUUAAUAGUGGGCGACCAAUAGGCAAACAGGGACUUGGAUUCAAGUCACGGCACACCUCAUGA
Molecule: messenger RNA, 5463 nt
Organism: Ylistrum balloti
Lineage: Eukaryota; Metazoa; Mollusca; Bivalvia; Pectinida; Pectinidae
Exons: 11
Coding region: 1-5463 (1820 amino acids)
Source: RefSeq, a predicted model, not a curated record